Molecule: messenger RNA, 2301 nt
Organism: Penicillium malachiteum
Lineage: Eukaryota; Fungi; Ascomycota; Eurotiomycetes; Eurotiales; Aspergillaceae
Exons: 3
Coding region: 1-2301 (766 amino acids)
Biological process (GO): DNA-templated transcription; regulation of transcription by RNA polymerase II
Cellular component (GO): nucleus
Molecular function (GO): zinc ion binding; RNA polymerase II cis-regulatory region sequence-specific DNA binding; DNA-binding transcription activator activity, RNA polymerase II-specific
Source: RefSeq, a predicted model, not a curated record
AUGGAUAACCACGAGGAUUCGGUUUGUCAGUCAAAUCCGCGCAAACGCCGAAGACCGGCACUCUCAUGCGAGCAAUGCCGCCGCCGCAAGGUGCGCUGCGACCGGGAAAUGCCAUGUGGACCCUGCACCAAGAUCCACCCAUCCCUGAAAUGUCUUUAUGUUAAAGAAGGCAAAGCAGCACUGGAUGCUAGAAUUGAAUCUGCUCCAGAUGAGGAUGAGGAGAAUUCGAUUCUAGGCCCGGAGACAUCACAGCCUUCUAGUCAGAGCGUGGACAGCCGUCGGAUAGCACAGCUUGAACGCAGCGUCCGGGCGCUGCAGGGGCGCGUACAUGAAUUAGAGGGUCUGCAAGGACCCGGUCGGCAGGAACCUGGAUCGAAGAAUGUAGUUGAUGGUCAUGAUGGUACUCGAUCCAGUCAAUCGGAACAACCCCAGACGUUUAUCCCACCUCUGGCUCCUCGGAUCAAGAGUGAUUGUGGGAAUAUGAAAGUAUUCGGCACGACGCAUUGGGCUAUUGUAUUUCAACAGUUCCGUCUGCUGCGUCAAGUCAAGAAUACGGCCAGUUGGUCUGAUGCUGAACACAAUGAGAUCAGCAUGUCUCUAGCGGAGAGCCGAAAAUUAAGACAUCAUAUCAAGAAUCGACAAGCACCAAGACUGGUUGAUCCAGCACCGGGCUUGUUGAAUGACCUACCUUCCAGAAGAACUUGCGAUGAGCUGGUACAGCAUUAUUUCUGUACCCUCGAGCUUAUAUACCGAGUAGUUCAUAUCCCAAGCUUCUAUCGCGAGUAUGAGAACUUCUGGGAUGAGCCUCAAUCUGCGUCAAGAAGUUUUGUUUUCAAAUUGCUGUUGAUCCUAGCAAUCGGCUCUGUCUUCCACUGCAAGCCUGGCCCAUUGAACGAACUCGGUCUCCCUGUUCAGCGAUGGGCAUAUGCAGCGCAAUGGUGGUUAUCUGGUCCAUUUCAAAAAGAGAUCGGCAACUUGGAAGGAUUGCAGGUAUACUGUCUACUUCUCAUCUGCAGACAGGCAUAUGCGAUGGGUAAGGAGACUAAUUGGAUGUCGGCUGGGAAACUUUUACGGAUGGCGAUUAACCAAGGAUUGCAUCGCGAUCCUAGCCACUUCGCAACUAUUUCUAUCUUCGAUGGCGAGAUGCGAAGGCGUAUCUGGGCGACAAUCAUCGAGCUCAAUAUCCAGUUCUCGAUUGAUUCGGCUAUGCCGCCACUUAUUAGUGAGGGGGACUUUGAUACUCGACCCCCAGCCAAUGUGGAUGAUGAGGAACUCGAUCAGUCAAUUACCAUCUUGCCGCCUCUUCAGCUUCCGGAUAUUUUUACAGUUUCAUCAUUGCAAAUCCUGCUUCUGAAAUCUUUCCCUACUCGACUGAAGAUUGCAAAAGUUAUCAACGAGUGCAAUGGCGCGCAAGUUUACGAAAGGGCAUUACAGCUUGGCAAUGGAUUGACGACGGCCUGCAAGGAGAUGGCAGGGCUAAUGCAUACCUACAUUUCCCGAACAAGAAAGUCCAGAUUCAAACCGACACCUUUUCACCACCGCAUCAUGGAUACCGUAUUACGGCGAUUCCUCCUAAAUCUCCACCGACCAUUCACAAUUCAAGCCUCAAAGGAUCCCCGUUUCUAUCUCUCCCGAAAAAUCAGUCUUGAUUCUGCCCUUAUCAUGGCUUCUUAUGGAGAUAUUCCCAUCGUCCCUGGUACAGAACUUCAGCCUUACCAAUAUUUCCAAAGACUCGCACUCUCCGGCGCAGGAUCAUUCAAAGCACAUCUCUCACUAGAUGUCAUAAUAGUGAUAUCCCUCGAAUUAAUCACCCAAAUUGAAGAAGACUACUCGGCACAGCCAUCAGGCUCUUCACCAAUAACACCAACCGCAGUGGACCAAAUCUCACAAGCAGCUCGUGUCCCACUGGUUCAGGCACUGGAUCGCAUAAAAGGUCAUCUAUACGAGAGUCUGGCAGCGGGUAUUCCCAGCACGAAGAGAUACUGCUUAUUAGCUGGUGUACUGGCGCAGAUUGAAAGUGUUCCGUUGCAGGAACAGGCUGAGUGGGCUCAUAUCCGUGAGGCGUUUAUGACUAGUAUGAAUGUUUGUCAGUCGCUUUUGCAGAAUUAUAUCCAUGAGAAUGCAUCUGCGGACGGGGAGAAGAUUCUUGGGCAAUCGAUGGAUCAAAUGUGGACGCCUGAGAGUGGGCUUGGCUCUAGUUUGAGCUCGGAUCUUAUGUUUCCUGACUUGGGUUUUGAGGGAUUGAAUUUCUGGGAUCUGCCUCCUUUUGUUGAUACGAGUGCAUUUGAGCCACCUUUAUGA